Messenger RNA from Adineta steineri, 765 nucleotides. NCBI's taxonomy places the organism in Eukaryota, Metazoa, Rotifera, Eurotatoria, Adinetida, Adinetidae. The record is from the annotation of a GenBank genome assembly.
AUGACUACAAGUGCCGAGAUUAGUGUUGCCGCAGCUACUGCUGGUGAACUAAAUCAACCAAAACCUCGUUGGAUGCCUUUAGAAGGAAAUCCAGAAGUUUUAAAUAAAUAUAUAAAAAAUUUAGGUGUAAAGAAUGAUGAUUAUGAAUUUGUUGAAAUCAUUGGUUUUGAUGAAGAACUUCUUGCUUUCAUUCCACAACCUGUUAUAGCUGUACUUUUAAUAUUUCCAAUAACAGACGCACAUGAAGAUCGUCGUCAAAAAGAAUUCGAAGAAGCAGCUCAUACACCUCCGGAUUAUUCUCAAGCAAUUUAUUUUUUAAAACAAACUAUUGGAAAUGCAUGUGGAUCCAUUGCUGUUAUUCAUUCAAUUGCAAAUAAUCUUGAAAAAUUUCAACUUGAUUCACAUAAACCAUUGGCUCAAUUUUUAGAAACAACAAAAUUAAUGACACCUGAACAACGAGCUGAACAUUUAAAACAUGCAAUGGAUAUGGCCACCGCCAAUGAUACUAUUGCUGAAGAAGGAGAAUCUGAAGUUAUCGAUAGAGAAGAACAUGUCAAUUUACAUUUUGUAUGUUUCGUUAAUGUUAAUAACGAACUUUAUGAAUUAGAUGGUCGACAUCCACAUCCAAUUAAACAUAAAGCUAAAGGAGAACAAGGACAAACACUUGAUUUAUUACGAAGCACCAAAGAUAUAAUAAUGAAAUUAAUUGACAAUGCUGGCGGAGAUAUUCGUUUUUCAAUGAUGGCUUUAACAAAAAUAGAAUAA